Molecule: messenger RNA, 1272 nt
Organism: Eruca vesicaria subsp. sativa (arugula)
Lineage: Eukaryota; Viridiplantae; Streptophyta; Magnoliopsida; Brassicales; Brassicaceae
Source: the annotation of a GenBank genome assembly
AUGGAGAAUGAGCCUGAAGACUUAGCUAGCGACAAUGUAGCAGAGAUUGAUGUGAGUGAUGAAGACAUUGAUGCGGAAGACCUUGAGAGAAGAAUGUGGAAGGAUCGUGUACGUCUCAAAAGAAUCAAAGAACGAACUAAAAGCGGUUCUCAAGCGAAAGAAGCUCCCAAGAAAAUCUCUGAUCAAGCUCAGAGGAAGAAAAUGUCUAGAGCACAAGACGGUAUACUCAAGUACAUGUUAAAGCUUAUGGAAGUCUGCAACGUCCGUGGGUUUGUGUACGGCAUCAUACCUGAAAAGGGGAAGCCAGUGAGCGGCUCCUCUGACAAUAUAAGAGCUUGGUGGAAGGAGAAGGUGAAGUUUGACAAGAAUGGUCCAGCUGCUAUUGGUAAAUACGAGGAGGAGUGUUUAGCUUUUGGGAAGUUAGAUGGGAAUAGAAACUCUAAGUUUAUUAGUAGUGAUAAUGGAAAAUCUAAUGUAACUGAGAUACGGAGGAGAGGUAAUAAUAAGGCUGAGAGGAGGAAAGCUGUGGUUAAUAGUGAUAGUGACUAUGAUGUUGAUGGGACAGAGGAGGCUUCAGGUUCAGUAACAGCUACGUCACAGCCAGUAAGAGAUCAAGAUAAAGGAGAGAAACAUCGGAGAAGGAAAAGACCAAGAAGCAGAUCAGGAACUGUCAAUAGACAAGAGGAAGAACAGAGAAAUAUUUUGCCUGACAUGAAUCAUGUUGUUGUCCCUAUGCCAGAACAUAACAUGAACGGUACUGAUCACCAUGAGGAAGGUGGUUUGGAACCAAUUAUAACCUUAGGAGCAGAGGAGAACGAUCUGGAAGUGAUGGUUCCUGAGUUUGAUAACAACUAUACUUAUCUUCCACUGGUUGAUGGACAAGCGAUGAUGCCUGUAGACGAAAGACCAAUGCUUUACGGACCAAACCCUAACCAAGAGUUGCAGUUUGGGUCAGGUUACAACUUUUAUAAUCCCUCUGCAGUGUUUGUUCAGAAUCAGGAACAAGAUCUUAUAGAAAUGAACGCACAAGCACCGCGUCACAACAACAGGUUUGAGGCCUCAGUAGGUGUACUUGAACCCCAUGGUUUACAUGAAGAGGGUGUAGCAGGAAGAGAUAUGCCUCCUCAGUUUCAGAGUGACAGUAACAUUCUGUCUCCAUUCAUCAAUGACUUGGCGUUUGAUAGUAGCACAUUUGACUCUGGGUUUGAUUCCUAUGGUGCAUUUGAUGAUGACUACUCAUGGUUUGUUCAAAAGAACAUGCCAUUGGCUUAG